Molecule: messenger RNA, 1413 nt
Organism: Sciurus carolinensis (gray squirrel)
Lineage: Eukaryota; Metazoa; Chordata; Mammalia; Rodentia; Sciuridae
Product: sperm motility kinase 2B-like
Exons: 1
Coding region: 1-1413 (470 amino acids)
Biological process (GO): intracellular signal transduction; microtubule cytoskeleton organization; protein phosphorylation
Cellular component (GO): cytoplasm
Molecular function (GO): ATP binding; tau-protein kinase activity; protein serine/threonine kinase activity
Source: RefSeq, a predicted model, not a curated record
AUGGCUAGGAAGAGUAGAGAGACUAGUGUAGUAGUGCAGGAGGAGGCCUUCACAGACCGUUACCAGGUCUUGAGGGUCAUUGGGCAUGGGGCAUUUGGUCAGGUGAUCCUCGCCCGCCAUCUGCUCACUGGGGCAGAAGUGGCAGUGAAAGUCCUGGAAAAGAGAAUGUGGAAGAGUUUGGCCCGCUCUGAGAAACGGGCAUUGAUGACCCUGAACCACCCGAAUGUGAUCCAGCUCUUACAGGUUAUUGAAACCGACCAACAUGUCUACCUGGUGAUGGAGCAUGGAGGCAGGGGAUCGCUAUUUGACUUCAUCCCGGAUGGGGGCAUGCAGGAGGAAGAGGAGGCCAGGAGACUAUUUAGGCAGAUCACGUGUGCAGUGUGCUACUGCCACAAGAUGUGCAUCGUGCAUGGAGACCUGAAGCCCGAGAACAUUGUGCUGGAUGCCAGGGGAGACAUCCGACUCAUCGACUUUGGCUUAAGCACUGUUGUCAAGCCUGGGCAGCAGCAGAACGAGUCCUGGGGCCCUCUGGAGGGCCCUGCAGAGGACGUCUGGAAACUGGGUAUCAUUUUGUAUUUUAUGUUGACUGGGAACCGUCUGCUUAGGAUCUUGUACCCAGAGUUGGAAUUUCCCCAGCACGUGUCUGCUGAAGCACAAGAACUGGUCAAGAAAAUCCUGGCAGAGGACCCUGAAAGCAGGCUCUCGGUAGGGGACAUCUUGGAGGACCCCUGGCUGAGUCAGGGUGAGGAGAACUCAUCUUCCCAUGACGAGCCCCUCCCCAGCCUCUCAGACCCCACAGUACUGACGGUCCUCUUUGACAUGGGCUUCGACCCAUACACUACCUGGGUGUCUCUAUCCAAGAGGAGGUUUGACGAUGCCAUGGCUGCGUAUCUCCUAGUGCAGCAGCAGAUAAGCCAGGGGACAGGCUGCAUGAAGCCUGUGAGGCGCAGGGUGGUGCCUCAGCCGUGCCCCAGGGAUCCUUCCGUGUUCCCUGCCCUCCCAAAGAGGAGGGCGAGUGAGCCUGCCCUACACACCUCCCCCUUGCCCUGUGAACCUCAGCCACCUGAGGAGGCCGAAGAGUCAGGGCAGAAGGUUGAGAGAAGCUCCAGCGUGCCUGCCAUUAGACUCCGCUUCCUGCAUGACAAGACCCCCACUCCCAGCCUAGCCUCCCAGCCUGACUCUGUGUGCGACAAACCCGGACCCUGCAUAUCAGCCGACAGCCACGUCUCCCAAGAUGCCACCACAGCCCAUCCCCAGGGCCACAGGAAGUGCUGGAAGCUGGUGAGGCAGAGGAUCGCCGCCUGCCUCCGCCGACUGUGCUCUUGCAUACCCUCCUGUGUUAGCGAAGACGAGGCCGAGACGCAGGGAGACCAGAGACCUGCUAAGUUUGGAAACCGGGUGGUUCCUAUCUAA